Messenger RNA from Pelobates cultripes (western spadefoot toad), 2019 nucleotides. Lineage: Eukaryota; Metazoa; Chordata; Amphibia; Anura; Pelobatidae. The record is from the annotation of a GenBank genome assembly.
AUGUAUACACCCAGAGAACAGACAGAAUAUCCAUCUUCUCAUAUUAAUGAUGAUCCAAUCUCAUGUAAAGAGGAAAACCUCACAGACAAUGAAAUGUAUACACCCAGAGAACAGAUAGAAUAUCCAUCUUCUCAUAUUAAUGAUGAUCCAAUCUCAUGUAAAGAGGAAAACCUCACAGACACUGACAUGUAUACACCCAGAGAACAGACAGAAUAUCCAUCUUCUCAUAUUAAUGAUGAUCCAAUCUCACGUGAAGAGGAAAACCUUACAGACACUGUCAUGUAUACACCCAGCGAACAGACAGAAUAUCCAUCAACUCAUAUUAAAGAAGAUCCAGUCUCAUGUGAAGAAGGGAAUCUCACAAACACUGCCAUUUAUACACUCAUAGAACAUAUACAUUAUCAACCCACACCUAUUAAGGAGGAGCCAACCUUAUGUGACGAAGGGAAUCUCACAGACACUGGCAUUAUUACACACGGAGAACAGACAGAAUAUCCAUCUCAGGAUGAGCUAGCUUUAUGUGAGGAAGGGAAUCUCACAGACACUGGCAUGUGUUCCCAUACAGAACAUAUAUGUUAUCCAUCCACACAUAUUAAGGAGGAACCAGCCUUAUGUGACGAAGGAAACGUCACAGUCACUGACAUUUAUACACCCACAGAACUUACACAGACAGAAUGUCCAUUUACUCCUAUUACAGAGGAUUCAGCCUUGUGUGAAGAAGGAAGUCUCGGUGAUCUGGACAUUCAAACCUCUCCUUGUGAUCCUGUGAGACAAUACAAAAUAGAUCCCAAUAACUUUGAUGGUUAUAAAAUUUCACCCACAAAUUUAAAUCAAAUAAAAUAUCAGAGAUUCCGUAAAGGGAAGAAAGUGACUUGUUCUGAAUGCAGGGAAACAUUCACCUGUAAAACAAACUUCAUGGGACAUCAGUGCUUUCAAUCAAAAUCACACAUUAUUGGAUUUUGCAAUACUCGCCAAGGAUCUAAAUCAUGUUCCCGUAUCGAACAUGAAAAACCGAUUCAGGCAAAAUCUCUUCCCAAGCGACAUAUCAUUCACAGUGGAGAAAAGAAAAAACUAAAACAUUCUUGUUCUGAAUGUGACAAAUGCUUUAAAACCAUUUCAGCUCUUAUACUUCAUUUAAUGAGCCACACAGGAGAAAAACCAUAUUCAUGUUCUGAAUGUGGGAAAUGUUUCAAUCAUAAAUCAAAGCUUAUUGCCCAUGAACAGAUUCAUAGUAAGGAUAAUCCUUUCUCCUGCUCUGAGUGUGGGAAAUGUUUCAGACAGAAAAAAUCUGUUAUUGCGCAUCAACUGAUUCAUAGUGGAGAGAAACCUUUCUCCUGCUCUGAGUGUGGGAAAUGUUUUAAUCUGAAAGGCAACUUAAAUAAACAUCUCAUGAUUCACACAGGAGAGAAACCAUUUUCAUGUUCUGAAUGUGGGAAAUGUUUCACUCAUAAAACCAAACGUGAUAGCCAUAUGAGGAUUCACACAAUAGGGAAACCAUUUUCAUGUUCUGAAUGUGGGAAAUGUUUCACUCAAGAAAGCAACUUUUAUACACAUCUCCGGAUUCACACAGGAGAAAAACCAUAUUCAUGUUCUGAAUGUGGGAAACGUUUCAAUCAUAAAUCAAAGCUUAUUGCCCAUGAACAGAUUCAUAGUAAGGAGAAUCCUUUCUCCUGCUCUGAGUGUGGGAAAUGUUUUAGACAGAAAAAAUCUGUUAUUGCGCAUCAAUGGAUUCAUAGUGGAGAGAAACCUUUCUCCUGCUCUGAGUGUGGGAAAUGUUUUAAUCUGAAAGGCAACUUAAAUAAACAUCUCAUGAUUCACACAGGAGAGAAACCAUUUUCAUGUUCUGAAUGUGGGAAAUGUUUCACUCAUAAAACCAAACGUGAUAGCCACAUGAAGAUUCACACAAUAGGGAAACCAUUUUCAUGUUCUGAAUGUGGGAAAUGUUUUUCUCGGAAAGGCUACCUUAAUUGUCAUAAAAGGGUGCACAAUACCAAUGAAUCUAAAACAGAAAAGAGUUAA